Carassius auratus (goldfish) is the source of this 3835-nucleotide messenger RNA. RefSeq lists its product as uncharacterized. The transcript is spliced from 7 exons. The record is from RefSeq and is a predicted model, not a curated record. Bases 49 to 3498 code for a protein of 1149 amino acids. Lineage: Eukaryota; Metazoa; Chordata; Actinopteri; Cypriniformes; Cyprinidae.
AUCAAAUCCUUGAAUAUAGCACACCAAAAGAAAACAAAAUCAGGUGAGAUGCCCUCUGUUGAGAACAGCCCUGGUUCUGUGUCUACAAAGCCCAAAAUUGUACGGAAACGCAAAGCUCCUACAAAGACAGACCAAGAAAUUGCCUUGAGCCCCCCGUAUUCUCAACUUACCCUUGGGUGCCAGGACUGUGGAAAGACAUUCUCAGAAGUGUCUGCUUUACAGGAACACAUGGCAUCCUGGCACUCAGCUGGAAAGGUGUCCUUCCCAGAUGAAACAUUUGAUGUUGCUAAAAAACGAAUCAUAAGACCUGGUCCUAAUGAAAAAUGUAUUUCCCCUAAUGUCUUUGAAAUUCAAGUUGCAACCGAUUGGGACAUGGAGACUGAGGUGGGGGAGAUUGUGGGAGAAAGACUAUCAUUCCCAGCGUUAAGUCAGUCUCCUUCUUUAACACUUGCUUCUGGUGGUGUUGAAGGACAGGAACAAGCAGGAGUCAAAGAUUUUGAAGGAAUUGUUUCUGGACUUAAGCAGCCUCCUGAGCAGAAUCCUUUAGAAGCUUGUGAGAUUCCUUCCCAGGCUUCAACCCCAGAUAAUGUGUCAGAAAAAGCUCAGAGUAAUGGGGUCGAGUCUAUCACAGAAACAUCUUGCGCUCAACUCAAAGAUGCAGCAGAGGAAGAAAUUAAAGAAGAACUGCCUUCAGAGGUUAAUUUAGUAAUGGUUGGUGAAAACCAUGUGGAAGACAACACUCAGAUAAAUAAUGUUUCAGGUGACUCUCAAGAGCUUGAAAAUGAAGUGCACAAUCAAAGUUCUCAGUCUGCAAAAGAUGUCAGUGUAGUACUGACUCAAAAUUUUCUAACUGAACCAGAGAUAAAGCAAGAAGAAGAGGAGGUACUUGUACGCAGAGUUGAUGAUCAUAAAAGAGUGAUGGGAGAAAAUUCUGCAAUAAGAGGUAAGAAAGCAGUUGGAAGAAGCCAUAGCAAGAGACCAUUUGGAAGAAGAACUAGCAUAGAAAACAGAAGUAAAAAGAAAAUAGAAGGAAAUAAGGAGCCACAAGAUUGCAAGGUUCUGUAUCAUCUGUGUAUGCUUGAUACUCCGGAGGGAAAGAGCAAACAAAAUGACAAGAAUGGAGUUAAUGCCUCUGAAACUUGUCAACCAUUGUCUUCUGAGGAGGGUCCUGAGGAACAGGUUGUUUUUGAGUUGGAUUCUGUUACCACAAGUGUAAUGGAUAUUGUAAACUCUGGAGACAGUUCAUUUGAAGAAUCUAAAGAGCUGGUUCGAGACGGAAGUUCACCUGGAAUCAUACUGGAAAAAUUCUUUACUGCUCGAGAGAGAAAUAUGGAAAAUCCAAACACCCAAAAUCAGAUUAGGGUCUCAUUAAAGACCAACUCCUCAUUGGAUACCAGUAAAGUGACUUCGCCUAACACAUCAGCUGAUGUUAAAGUAGAAGAACGUUCUACAAAUUUGGCUCAAAACAGUCUGAUUUCUUCUGAGAGUGGUGCAAUGCAAGGAGUACAAAUGUUUUUUGUCAAAGCGGAAGACCACUUAACGAGAAAUGAGAUGUUUCAGCCCGUGGAUCAUCAUCGCUUUACAUGUCAAGAUAAGACCACUUAUAGGAACAGAGAUGGCACCUCUUCGGACUCUCAUGUAGUAUCCCUGCAGUCCUGCAGCAAGCAAUGCAUAUUUUAUCCUGUUAAGGAGGAAGAGAGGGAACAUUUAGUUGAGCCUCCUCAAGUGGAUCAGACAUUCUUGAAUUUGGGGGAACUUGCAGGGACUUCAUCUGGAAUUGAAGAAUGUGAGGAAGUCAGGGUAGGUUCGGUACAAAUGGACAUGCAAAAUCUAUAUACAGCAUCUGAAGAGGGUGAUGUUAGUGCUGAACGGCAAAGAAUUCAAGGCUUUUUAGAAUUCCUUUCAGAGAAUUCAGACACGGAUGAUGCCGAUAAUGUCCACUCUGAACCAGAAGCUGAAACCAUUGUGAUGUCCUGUUACCAUGGUAUACAGAGUAAUGGUACAGUACAUCAAAGUGGUGUAGAGAGAUGUGGUCCAAGUGGCAGAACAAACCUGGGUGCCUCUCCAACAAGGCACACAGAACCAGAGAGGCAGCUCAACAGGAAGCCCAUUAACUACUUUAAUCAAUAUUUUAGUUUGGACACAUGGAAUGAAAUUGCUGUUUACACAAGGGAAACAUCAAAACUGCCAAACCUCAUUACAGAAAAAGAGGUUGCACAGUAUGUGGGAAUCCACAUAGCAAUGGGAACUCUGAAGUUUCCAAGCACAAAGCUCUACUGGGAAGAUUGCACACGAGUACCUCUAAUAUCCGAUGCCAUGUCGGCUUCAAAAUUCUGUGAGCUUGCUCGUAAAUUGAAGCUGGCCAGUUCUGGUGGAGCUUCAGUCGAAACGAGUAGUGAUCAGGAGUCUGACGAAAGGAAUAGAGACCAGCCAGAACAGAGUAAUGAAGCUCACAGUAAUGAGGAGGCACAUAAUUGCACAAACUUAAAGACCGAUCCUUUGUGGAAAGUAAUGCCACUGAUAAGAAGUGUUCAAGAUGGUUGUCAGGCACUGAAGCGACAUGGAAACUAUGGAGUCGACCAGUACCCCCUUCCCUUUCAAAGACACCCAACCCAUUCAUUACUUCACACGGUUGUCAUAAAUGGUGAAGGAUUGGUUGUGGACUUCAUCUUGAGUGUAGAUGACUCCAAUAGAGAAGAUGUAGUUGAGAAAAUGGUCUCUAUAGGUAAGGAGAGAAAUGAAGGGAUGGUGUUUCUUUGCAAACCAGAGCUUUCUACACCUUCUAUGCUAGAGCAUCUUCUAGCUGCUGGGGUGCAAAGCGCUGGCAAGGUUGGUGGGGCAAGAGGGCAAAUAGGAGAUGAGUUUGUGAGCUCGGAUGGAAAACUCAAGCUUUUCAGGUGUCAUCAUGGCUUUAUACUUUCAGCAGUCGUAAAAGAAAAAUGGCAUUCAACAUCUCUUGUCAGUGGUUUUGAGCGAGCAAUAAAGGUUGCAAAUCUGAACCGUGACUUGAGAAGUCUUUAUCGCACACCCUGCACAAACUCGGCAGUCAGUGCUUGGCCGCAGUCUGUUCUCUGGGACUUGAUCGAUCUGGUUUUAGUAAAUGCAUGGAUACAGUACAAGCAAGAUUACAGUCAUAUUACAGACCUGUUAUCACUAAUGGCAUUUCGUUUGGAGGUGGCCAAAGCAUUAAUUCUCUCAAGUGGUGUUGACGCACAAGACUCAUCAACUCCCUGCCCUCCUGCUCUAAAACUACAUGGCCCAUAUACAAACUCAAGACCUUCCCAGGUUUUUGAGACCCCUUUGCCUGAUGAACAUACACGGUUUGAUGGCUUUUGGCACUGGCCAGAGCAGCUGGCAGAGGGCGAGGAGGCCAGGAGGUGUCGAUUCGGGGGCUGUGAGAGGACAUCACGUGUGCGGUGUCUUAAAUGCUGUGUGUUCCUGUGCAUUUCUCGAAACCACAACUGCUUCCUGAAGUUUCACAGUGAGGGGUCUUCAUGAGGCAUACAGACUGUGCCCAUUUUAACUUAAACUUUUACUCAUUUGCUUAAAUAAGAUUGUUAAUUAAGUUAUUGCUCAUCAUGACUAAAAACUAAUCCUGAACCAUCCAUGUCUAUUCUUGUCCAGGCUUUGUAGAUUUUAUUCUUGUCAAAUAAGCCCAUUUCGAUGUAUAAGGAAUGUUAUAUUGUGAUUGUUAUUUUUUAUUUUUAUGUUCCUACUAAAAAAAAUAUUAUAUUUCAAGACUAGCCAAAAAAUUGAAUGUGUUUCUUCAUUGUUUGGUUUCAUUUUAGAAUGUGAUGUUUUUAUUAAUUCCCGACUAUGUUGAUUCCUGCUUGUU